Molecule: messenger RNA, 1441 nt
Organism: Anas platyrhynchos (mallard)
Lineage: Eukaryota; Metazoa; Chordata; Aves; Anseriformes; Anatidae
Gene: APH1A
Product: aph-1 homolog A, gamma-secretase subunit
Biological process (GO): protein processing; positive regulation of catalytic activity
Cellular component (GO): membrane
Source: RefSeq, a predicted model, not a curated record
AUGGGGGCCGCCGUCUUCUUCGGGUGCGCGGGCAUCGCCUUCGGGCCCGCGCUCGCCCUCGUCCUGCUUACGGUGGCGGCCGAGCCCCUGCGGGUCAUCAUCCUGGUGGCGGGGGCGUUUUUCUGGCUGGUGUCUCUGCUCCUGGCCUCCCUCAUCUGGUUCGUUUCCUCCAUCCUCAGCGACCGGGAGGACGCCAAGCUCCAGUACGGCCUCCUCAUUUUCGGGGCGGCCGUCUCCGUCCUGCUGCAGGAGGUUUUCCGAUUCGCCUACUUCAAGCUGCUGAAGAAAGCGGACGAAGGCUUGGCCACCAUCAGCGAGGACGGCCGCUCGCCCAUCUCCCUCAAGCAGAUGGCUUACGUGUCCGGCCUGUCCUUCGGCAUCAUCAGCGGCGUUUUCUCCGUCAUCAACAUCCUGGCUGACUCCAUCGGGCCGGGCAUCGUGGGGAUCCACGGGGAUUCGCCCUAUUACUUCAUCACCUCGGCGUUCCUCACCAUGGCCGUGGUUCUGCUCCACACCUUCUGGGGGGUGAUUUUCUUCGACGCCUGCGAGCGCCGCCGCUACUGGUGCCUGGGGGUGGUGGUGGCCAGUCACCUCGCCACCUCGGGGCUGACGUUCCUGAACCCCUGGUACGAGGCCAGCCUGGUCCCCAUCUACAUCAUCACCGUCUGCACCGGCCUCUGGGCCUUCGUCACGGCCGGGGGCUCCUUCCACAACGUCCUCAAGUGCCUCUCCUGUAAGCAGGAGGCCGACAGCCGCGUGAUGAUGUACUCGGCGCUGCGGGUGCCUUUUGAGGAGUGAGCCGCGACCGCCCCCGGACCCUAAAUUUCCCCCCCCCCGGGGGAACUGGACGAUGCUGGGCUGGGGGCAGCCUCCGUAGGGGGUUUUUGGGGGGGUUUGGGGAGUUUUGUCCCCCCGGAGCUCCCGGCUGGCUCCGCAGGGCAAGGCCGAGCCUCUCCGCCCGUCCUGCCCCGGGGCUGGGGCACAAACUCAGCUCCGAGCCCCAACCCUAAACCCCCCCGUUCCUUUUUGGGGGGGUUUUGGGGCCGUUUGUGUCCCCCCCCUGUGCCGUGGCGCCCCCGUUAGGUUCGGUAGUGACCCCCCCGUUGGCCUUUCCUUACUGGGAUCUCCACAGGGUGGGAGAAGAGCCUGGGGACAGCCCCGGGGCUGCUGCGGUGCCACCAGGCUCGGGGCAGGGCCCCCCCUGUGACCCCCCCGCGUCCCCCCCCCCAGCACAAGGGGCUCAGGGCUGUGGGACCCCCCCCCCAGAGCAUCCCAUACAGCCCCUGGGAGUGGGGUGAUCGCUGAGGGGGGUUUUUGCCCCCCCCCCACUCGCUGCUCCCCACUUUUGGGUCUUUUCUAAGCGCCCCCUGGCUGGGUGGGGGGGUGCGGGGGGGGUGUUAAAUUAUUUUUUUGAUUCAGAGUAAAACCCUUUUAAUAGUGA